UAAGCAAAUUAUAUUUUGUAUGCUAUGCAUUGCGAACCUGUCAUAAUCUUUAUCACUUAAUUUCAAAUAGUUGCAUUCCGCGUUUACAUUGUUGCGCUCGGAAGAGAAAAUUAAAUAUAACUGGGUGUUUACCAGUAUCGACGCUUGUUUUUACUCAAAUCAAAUCUACAAAACUAUGAAAUUUGCUUCCUUGUUCGUCUCGACAUUCGUCUGGAUUUUUCUGUCUACAGUUAACUCAGCUCCUGGCCCUCCAGUUAAUGUAACAUUACAAAGAUCAUCGUCCACAGUACUUAACUUAACAUGGGAGAUACCAAGAGAUCCUAAUGGGAUAAUUCGUGGGUAUAAUGUAUCUUGGAGUAAAGUAUUAAAUGAUAAGAAUGAAACAGUUCCAAUGAACAGGAAUAGUACCAACACCACCAAUACUUCGUUUUCCAUUACAAAUCUUGAUCCAUAUUCUGUUUACAAUGUAAGUUUGAAUGCAUUUACCUUUGUUGGAAAUGGAGAAGUUGUAAAUGUCAGUGAACGAACUGAUGAAGCAGUUCCCAGUGAACCACGUAACCUUACAGCUUCAAAUCGUAGCUCCAUUGAGCUUAUUGUAUCGUGGGAUGAACCUGAAAAGUUCAAUGGAAUUUUACUGUCAUACACAGUUUAUUAUAAACGUAUUCGUGAUGACAACGACGAAGUUGUACAUAGUAUGAAUUAUGAAAGCAGAAACACUUUACCAGACGUGAGAACAUUGAAUCUAACAAAUCUUAGAAAAUAUAGCGUUUACGAUGUCAAAGUGAGUGCAUCAACUGUAAUUGGAGAAGGAAGGAAUUCUACGGUAAAAGAGUUUUUGACAGAUGAAGACACUCCUGGCCCUCCAGUUAAUGUAACAUUACAAAGAUCAUCGUCCACAGUACUUAACUUAACAUGGGAGAUACCAAGGGAUCCUAAUGGGAUCAUUCGUGGGUAUAAUGUAUCUUGGAGUAAAGUAUUAAAUGAUAAGAAUGAAACAGUUCCCAUGAACAGGAAUAGUACCAACACCACCAAUACUUCGUUUUCCAUUUCAAAUCUUGAUCCAUAUUCUAUUUACAAUGUAAGUUUGAAUGCAUUUACCCUCGUUGGGAAUGGAGAAGUUGUAGAUCUCAGUGAACGAACCGGUGAAACAGUUCCCAGUGAACCACGUAACCUUAGAGCUUCAAAUCGUAGCUCCAUUGAGCUUAUUGUAUCGUGGGAUGAACCUGAAAAUUUCAACGGAAUUUUACGGUCAUACACAGUUUAUUAUAAACGUAUUCGUGAUGACAACAACGAAAUUGUAGAUAGUAUGAAUUAUGAAAGCAGAAACACUUUACCAGACGUGAGAACAUUGAAUCUAACAAAUCUUGAAAAAUACAGUGUUUACGAAGUCAAAGUCAGUGCAUCAACUGUAGUUGGAAAAGGAAUGAACUCUACGGUAAAGGAAUUCUUGACAGAUGAAGACACUCCUGGCGCUCCAGUUAAUGUAACAUUACAAAGAUCAUCGUCGUCCGUACUUAACUUAACGUGGGAGACACCAAGGGAUCCUAAUGGGAUCAUUCGUGGAUAUUAUAUAUUAUGGUGUAAAGUAAUAAACGAUAAGAAUGAAACAGUUCCCAUGAACAGGAAUAGUACCAACACUACGAAAACUUCAUUUUCAAUUUCAAAUCUUGAUCCAUAUUCUGUUUACAAUGUAAGUUUGAAUGCAUUUACCAUCUUUGGAAAUGGAAAAGCUGUAGAUCUCAGUGAACGAACCGGUGAAGCAGUUCCCAGUGAACCACGUUACGUUAGAGCCUUAAAUGUUAGCUCUACUCAACUUAAUGUAUCGUGGGAUGAACCUGAAAAAUUCAACGGAGUUUUACUGUCAUACACAGUUUAUUACAAACUUAUUCGUGAUGACAACAACGAAGUUGUACAUAGUAUGAAUUAUAAAAGCAGAAACACCUCAACAGACGUGAGAACAUUGACUCUAACAAUUCUUGAAAAGUAUAGCGUUUACAAAGUCAAAGUCAGUGCAUCAACUUCAGUUGGAGAAGGAAGGAACUCUACGGUAAAGGAAUUCUUGACAAAUGAAGACACUCCUGGCCCUCCAGUUAAUGUAACAUUACAAAGAUCAUCGUCCACAGUACUGAACUUAACAUGGGAGAUACCAAGCGAUCCUAAUGGGAUCAUUCGUGGGUAUAAUAUAUCUUGGAGUAAAGUAUUAAAUGAUAAGAAUGAAACAGUUCCCAUGAACAGGAAUAGUACCAACAGCACCAAAACUUCAUUUUCAAUUUCAAAUCUUGAUCCAUAUUCUGUUUAUAAUGUAAGUUUGAAUGCGUUUACCAUCGUCGGAAAUGGAGAAGUUGUAAAUGUCAGUGAAAGAACUGAUGAAGCAGCUCCAUCUGAACCACGUGAUUUAAACAUUUCUGAUGUCAAAUUUAAUGAAUUUACUCUUUCUUGGGAUGAACCAGAACGUAGAAAUGGAAUCAUUCUUGGUUAUACAGUGUAUUAUAAACUUAUAAGGAAUGAUAAAAACAUGACUGUUGAUCAAAGACAGUGGAUGAAGAUGGAAAAUAUUCAAGAAAGGAGAUUAACACUGCAAAAUCUUGAAACAUUUAGUUUUUAUGAAGUCAAAGUAAGUGCAACAACUUCAGCAGGUGAAGGAAGAAAUGCAUCUGGUGAAUUUAGAACUGGAGAGCCUAAUUCUGGUCCCGCCGAGAAUGUUACACUGAUUACUCUUUCAUCAUCACGUCUUCUGUUGAGAUGGGAAGAACCUAGUAAUACAAAUGCUGAAAUUACUGGAUAUAAUGUAACAUGGAAGAUGGUUUCCAAUGAUAAGAAACAAAAUGUCAAUGGUCGUUUAAGGCAUGCACAUCUUGCAAGAAACAAAUCAUUGUUUGUCAUUACCGACUUAAAACCGUUUUCUGAAUACUUAGUUGCCAUAAAAGCUAUUACACUGAUUGGACCAGGAGAGGUUGUUGAGAGACGGAGUCGAACAGGAGAAACCAUUCCCAGUGAACCACGUAACGUUAGAGCUUCAAAUGUUAGCUCAACUCAACUUAAUGUAUCGUGGGAUGAACCUGAAAAGUUCAAUGGAAUUUUACUGUCAUACACAGUUUAUUAUAAACUUCUUCGUGAUGACAACAAAGUUGUACCUGGUACAAGUUAUGAAAGCAGAAACAUUUCAUCGGACGCAAGAACAUUGAUUUUGCACAAUCUUGAAAAAUACAGUUUAUAUGAAGUUAAAGUGAGUGCAUCGACCAGAAUAGGAGAAAGUGAAAAUUCUACAAAUGAAUAUCGAACUAAUGAAGAUGUUCCUGGUGUUCCAAGCAAUGUUUCAUGCGGGCAGUUGGCAAAGAAGUCAUUAAAUGUCAGUUGGAAAGAACCUUUAGAUCCAAAUGGAAAAGUUCGUCUGUAUAAACUUACUUGGAUAAAAUUAAGAAACAGAAAUGCUGAUGAGUGGAAUACAUUUGGAGAAAGACAGUCUUAUACAACACCAAACACAAGUAAAACAGAUAUUGGUGACAAUAGUUUGGAACCGUUUACAAUAUAUCAAGUAAGUGUUGCUGCUCAGACGCUCGAAAGAUUAAGUUUUGGUAAACAACAAAACAUAUCUUGUAACACAACUGAAGAUGUUCCCAAUAAAGCUCCCAACUUAAUUAGUGCUUAUCAUUUGGGGCCAUACAGCGCUAGAAUAACAUGGGAACCAUUGAAUAACCUGAGCUGGCAAGCUGCCAGUAUCAUUUAUGUUGUAACAUAUCAAUUGGUGGGUGAUAAUAACAGACUAACUGUUGAAUCGGACGUGCUCCAGGUAGAUCUGAAUGGUUUGAAUCCUAAUUCAAGUUAUAAUGUUACUGUUUUGGCGAGAAACAGAGUUGGUGAUGGUAUAGAAAGUAAUUCAAUGGAGGUUAUGACAAAUUUGUCUUUUACUCCGUGCAGAUAACAUCAACUGUGAUUCCGUUUACCUUGGAAGAAUAUCAAGAUGAAAAUGUCACAAUCUAUCAAAUCCUCGUUUUGGAAGUGAUUGAAAACCUCAGACUUCCUGAUACAGAUAUAAACGUGACCAGGUAUUAUGUUAAUCGAGUAGCUGGUGAACCUUACAUAACUGCAGAGUUCCCAUCAUCGGAAUUUGAUAUGUAUAAAGACUUUCUUGUUGGUCAAGGAAACUCUUUCACGAAUGCAAAA
Messenger RNA from Xenia sp. Carnegie-2017, 4164 nucleotides. Its product is annotated as phosphatidylinositol phosphatase PTPRQ-like. Bases 176 to 3922 code for a protein of 1248 amino acids. Gene Ontology annotation, molecular function: protein binding. The record is from RefSeq and is a predicted model, not a curated record. NCBI's taxonomy places the organism in Eukaryota, Metazoa, Cnidaria, Anthozoa, Malacalcyonacea, Xeniidae. The transcript is spliced from 26 exons.